GUCAAGUUAACAAUCCUCAAGGCUCCAGCUUCCCCUACAAAUACCGGAGCCUGUCCGGCAUCUUUCUUCGCCAGCUACCUACACUGCAAAAGGAAGCAAAGCAAUUUAGAAAACAACCAAUUUUACAGUAGAAUUGUCUAGCUGCCGAUCGGCAAUGGCGACCAAGAUCUACAUCGUGUACUAUUCGACAUGGGGACACGUCGCGACGCUUGCGGAGGAGAUUAAGAAGGGCGCCGACUCCGUCCCUGGCGUCGAGGUCACCGUCUGGCGGGUGCCGGAGACGCUGCCGGAGGAUGUGCUGGGGAAGAUGCACGCGGCGCCGGGGCGUGAGGAUCACCCCGUCAUAACGGCGCGGCAGCUGGCUGAGGCCGACGGCAUCCUGUUCGGCUUCCCGACGCGGUUCGGCAUGAUGGCCGCGCAGAUGAAGGCCUUCUUUGACUCCACCGGCGGCCUCUGGCAGGAGCAGUCCCUCGCCGGCAAGCCCGCGGGCGUCUUCUUCGCCACGGGCACACAGGGCGGCGGCCAGGAGACCACUGCUCUCACGGCCGUGACGCAGCUGACGCACCACGGCAUGCUGUUCGUGCCUGUCGGCUACACGCACGGCGCCGGCAUGUUCGCCAUGGACGAGGUCAAGGGCGGCAGCCCAUACGGAGCUGGCACCUUCGCCAGCGCCGAUGGCAGCAGAAUGCCCAGCGAUGCCGAGCUUGCCUUGGCGGCGCACCAGGGAAAGUACUUUGCCGGCAUCGCCCAGAAGCUCAAGGCCGUGUGAACUGCUCACGGCACGGGGUUUCGGGGAUUGCACAUCGUGUGUGCAUGAUUUCCAGUCGCACAUCGUGUCAGCUGGAUAAAAAUAUGUUUAUUUACCAAUUACUCUAAUGUCCUGGUUUCUAUUAUCAUUUUCUUUAAGCUAUUUCUGUACAAUGUUUGGAAAGAAUAAUGCGUGCACGUUGGCAACACCCCUGCUCAAAAAAUUGUUUCCCCGGCCGGUGAGGGUUCAGAGCAACUCGAACGCGUCAAGUACCCACAUUUUAAUUGUUUUAUGUCCGUUUGUAUCGGGCGAACGGACUGCUGUG
Molecule: messenger RNA, 1073 nt
Organism: Triticum aestivum (bread wheat)
Lineage: Eukaryota; Viridiplantae; Streptophyta; Magnoliopsida; Poales; Poaceae
Product: quinone-oxidoreductase QR2
Exons: 2
Coding region: 155-769 (204 amino acids)
Cellular component (GO): membrane
Molecular function (GO): FMN binding; NAD(P)H dehydrogenase (quinone) activity
Source: RefSeq, a predicted model, not a curated record